Messenger RNA from Juglans regia (Persian walnut), 1799 nucleotides. RefSeq names its product probable 2,3-bisphosphoglycerate-independent phosphoglycerate mutase. The transcript is spliced from 6 exons. NCBI's taxonomy places the organism in Eukaryota, Viridiplantae, Streptophyta, Magnoliopsida, Fagales, Juglandaceae. Gene Ontology annotation, molecular function: metal ion binding. The record is from RefSeq and is a predicted model, not a curated record. Bases 253 to 1740 code for a protein of 495 amino acids.
ACUAGCAUUAUUCUUAGCAUUUUAACGCCCCGACGCAGGAAAAGUGGCAGAGGCCAGAGUGAUAUAAAAAACCAAAAAAAGAAAAGAAAGUGGUAGUGUGGAAGCGAUUCCUCUGCAAACUCAACAGCAAAAAGAGUUUCCUCUUCUUUUGGCUUCAAGAUUGAAUCGCCGGUCAAGCUCUUUACAAGGUUUCCAACAUUGUUUCUAAUCUAAGGGAAAGAAGAAAAGGUGAAUUUUUUUGCAUAUCGAAACAUGAGUAGGCCCCAGCAACCUAGGAGAAGAGUGGCAUUUGUGCUGAUUGAUGGGUUGGGCGAUGUGUCUUUGCCAAGGCUUGGAUUCAAGACUCCUCUCCAAGCAGCCAAAGUACCCAAUUUGGAUGCCAUUGCAUCUGCUGGAGUUAAUGGUCUUAUGGACCCUGUCGAAGUAGGAUUGGGUUGUGGAAGUGAUACGGCUCACCUCUCUUUGUUGGGUUAUGACCCAAGAGUGUAUUACCGGGGUCGUGGUGCAUUUGAAUCCAUGGGUGCUGGUCUGGCAAUGUCACCCGGCGAUAUUGCAUUUAAGUCAAAUUUUGCUACCUUGGAUGAGAAAACUGGAAUAGUCACAAGUAGGAGGGCUGAUAGACACUUUGAAGAAGAAGGGCCCAUACUCUGUGCGGCACUCGAUGGAAUAAAGCUGCCAUCUUUUCCUCAAUAUGAAGUCAGAGUCAGGUAUGCAACAGAACAUAGAUGCGGAGUAGUCGUCAAAGGACCUGGAUUAAGUGGAAAUAUAUCAGGAACAGACCCAUUAAAGGACAAUCGCUUACUCUUGCAAGUUGAAGCUUUAGAUGAUACUGAUGAAGCAAGGCACACAGCUGCAGUUGUUAAUGAGUUAUCCAAGGAAAUGUCACGGAUUCUGGUUUCUCAUCCAGUGAAUGCAAAGCGCAUUGCAGAAGGGAAGAAUAUGGCAAAUGCUGUCCUACUACGAGGUUGUGGUAUUCGAAUUGAGGUUCCUCCAUUUGAGAAGAAACAUGGCUUGUGGCCUUGCAUGGUAGCUCCCACCAAAAUUAUAGCUGGCUUGGGCUUAUCACUUGAUAUUGAUAUCCUUGAAGCUCCAGGAGCAACUGGAGACUAUCGAACACUUCUAACUUCCAAGGCAACUGCAAUAGCUAAGGCACUUAUAGCUCCUUUGCAGUCUUGCCCCUCUGUUUUUGUACCUGGGGAGGAGGAGCACAAACCAGGUCGAUCAGAUGGCUAUGAUUUUGGAUUUCUUCACAUCAAGGCAAUAGAUGAUGCAGGUCAUGACAAGGCAAGCCUUUUCAAAGUCAAAGCACUGGAGGCUGUAGAUCGAGCCAUAGGACAGUUGAUCAGGCUCCUCUGGGAGGCAGAAUCAACUGGAAAUUUUAAAUUCUUCCUUUGUGUAACCGGAGACCACUCUACUCCAGUUGAAUAUGGAGAUCACAGCUUUGAACCAGUUCCAUUUGCCAUGUGUAGAUUGAAAGACUUUGUGGGUGCAAUAGGCGGAGAGUCCAUCGUUUCGGGAACAUCUCUUGAUCCAUUUCCUCUUCCAUCCAUUAAAGCUGGUGAAGACCUAACAGAUGAUGUGGGAAAUGAACAAGAGAGAAGAAACAAACGGUUUGAAUCUUUUAAUGGAGAUUCUGUUUACGAGUUGAAUGAGAUAGCGGCAGCAAGGGGAUGUCUUGGGCGUUUUCCUGGAGGAGAGAUGAUGGGAAUUAUAAAGAAAUUUCUGGAAGUAGAUGCGUGAGCUAUGUUUAAAAGUAGGGAUAUUCAUGGUUGUUGCAUAUCACCUCGAAAGGAUUCUCA